UGAACAUCUCCUACGGAUCGCUGAAAAAUCCAUUCAUUCUGGUCCCUACAACACCGCCAAUUUUCUUGCCAGUUCGUUAAUCUCUAAAAAAAAUCACCCCUUUUUUCUUUUCUUCUUCGUUUUUGGCUCCGUGCAAAGCUCUGAAAUGAUGGGCGGACACCCCGUGCACACGCUGUAAACACCCCCUGCUUCUCCCCCCGCCUCCCCCAUCUCUCAGAAAGUCCGAAACUUUAUGCUCCCCGCGUCGACUUCGUUGGAUCUCUUCACGAAAGUUUGAAACUUUCACCCGUGAUCUCCGCACAGGUAGUUCCGUUCCGGUUGAAUUCUUCGCCUUCUUGAACGAAAUGAGACGAAAGUUCGAUUCUUGAUUGGUGGGCUGUGAAUUCUGGGUGCUUCUUUUGUUUCGUUGGUGGAAUUUGAGUGAUGGGUUUUUGUGUGUGCUCCGUUUAGCUGUGUUUGUUUCCCCCCUCCCCCAGCGAGCGAGCUUGAUCCCUCCCCAAUAAUGAUGGAGAGGGCGGAGUCUGAGCAGAAGCUGUACACGCGGAUGAGGCUCUGGGAAUUCCCAGAUCAGUACGUUGUUGAGCCCACUGAUGGAUCUUGUGGAUCCUCUUUAGCGGUCAGUCGUGUUGAUGGGACGAUGAAUCUGAUAGAUGAGCUUCCGGAAUGUGAUUCGGUGCGGGUCCCCAAAAUCCAAACCAUUUUUGGAGUGGUUGGGAUGUUGAAGCUUGUGGCAGGGUCUUAUUUGAUUGUUAUCACCGAACGAGAGGCUGUUGGCUCUUAUUUUGGGCAUCCUAUCUUCAGAGCGUCAUCCUUGAAGGUUUACCCUUGUGACCAUUCUCUCAAACAUUCCCCCAAUGAGCAGAGGAGGUUGGAGACUGAGUUUUCCGCACUGCUCAGCGUCGCAGAGAGGACUUCUGGUCUAUAUUUUUCUUAUGACACUAACUUAACACUAAGUGCUCAACGGUUAUAUGAAUUGGGUGAUGAGUCCAAGUUGCUUCCUCUUUGGAGACAGGCUGAUCCUCGGUUUCUCUGGAAUAAUUAUUUGCUGGAACCUCUCAUAGAUAAAAAGCUUGAUCGAUACUUGCUGCCUGUUAUCCAAGGGAGCUUCCAACAUUUUCAAGCAGCCAUUGGGAAAGAUAUUGCUGAUGUCACAUUGAUUGCGAGGAGGUGCACAAGGAGAAAUGGAACCCGAAUGUGGAGAAGGGGAGCUGACUCUGAUGGUUAUGUUGCCAACUUUGUGGAAAGUGAGCAAAUUAUGCAGAUGAAUGGGUUCACAGCAUCAUUCAUCCUUAUACGAGGUUCCAUUCCAUUUCCUUGGGAGCAAAUUGUUGAUUUGACAUAUAAGCCUAAGUUUGAGAUAGUGAAACCUGAGGAAGCUCCUCGAGUUGUCGAGCGUCACUUUCUGGACUUGAGAAAAACAUAUCGAGCUGUUUUGGCUGUUGAUCUUGUCAAUAAGCAUGGAAGUGAGGGCCGCCUAUCGGAACAAUACGCCAAUUCAAUGCAGCAUAUUGUUGGCGAUGAUGUAAGAUAUCUGCACUUCGAUUUCCAUCGGAUUUGUGGGCAUGUUCACUUUGAGCGUCUCUCCAUUCUUUAUGACCAAAUUGCAGACUUCCUUGAAAAAAAUGGUUACUUUUUAUUGAAUGAGAAGAGUGAGAAACUUAAGGAGCAACUUGGGGUUGUGAGGACAAAUUGCAUCGAUUGCUUAGACCGUACAAAUGUUACCCAGAGCAUGAUAGGUCGAAGAGUGUUAGAAUGGCAGCUCAGGAGGAUUGGUGUAUUCAGUGCUGAAGAGACAAUUGAGGCACAUCCAAAUUUUGAUGAAAACUUUAAGAUAUUGUGGGCUAAUCAUGGGGAUGAAAUAAGCAUUCAGUAUUCUGGUACUCCUGCUCUGAAGGGUGACUUUGUCAGAUAUGGGCGGCGGACGAUUCAGGGGAUCCUUAAAGACGGAAUGAAUGCCCUGGGCCGCUACUAUUUGAAUAAUUUCGUUGAUGGAACAAAGCAGGAUGCAAUCGAUCUACUUCAAGGGCAUUAUAUUGUCUCAGUCAGUCGCGAUUUAACCACCCCGUCCAUUCCGUCACAGAAGACGGGCCUUGAGGCUGUAGCUUCAUUUCCUCUGGCUUUGUCAUUGGUCUUGGUUGGAUUCUUUUUCGCAGCCAUGUCUUUAAGACGAGCUCCUUUCGAAUUCCGACACCUGUUCUUCUCCUUUGUGUGGGCGGGAAUGAGUCUUGCAAUAGCAGCAUUUGUAAGGGCUAAUGGCCGGAUUUUCUGCAAUCGACCUCGUCUGCACAAGCCUCGUUGAUUCUGGAUGCAAAAGCCUUGUGCCACUAAACUGCCGUUUCACUGUUUUUUUCUCGUCUCGCUGCAUAUUGUAUUUAUUCUUUAACUUCUAUAUUGCCUAGAAUCCAAUUGCCUUAGAUUUUCAGUUGACAGUGCUACGUUUGGAAUUAAUGGAGAUUUGUAUAAUUUGAUUUCUCUUGCUCUAUCACAAUAUGUUCAUUCCAGGUCAAUAUAAAGGUUUGAGGGAGAUUGAUUUACUUAA
Messenger RNA from Syzygium oleosum, 2539 nucleotides. RefSeq names its product phosphoinositide phosphatase SAC6-like. Gene Ontology annotation, cellular component: endoplasmic reticulum. Gene Ontology annotation, molecular function: phosphatidylinositol-4-phosphate phosphatase activity. The record is from RefSeq and is a predicted model, not a curated record. The transcript has 20 exons. Gene Ontology annotation, biological process: phosphatidylinositol dephosphorylation. Lineage: Eukaryota; Viridiplantae; Streptophyta; Magnoliopsida; Myrtales; Myrtaceae. Bases 503 to 2299 code for a protein of 598 amino acids.